AUGGUGAAGACUGAAGAUGGUGGCGAUGGACUUGAACCAGAACAGUUUCGGAAGAUGUUUAUUGGUGGUUUGUCAGCAACAACGACUGAUGAAGCACUCAAAGAGUUCUACUCUCAGUGGGGUGAGUUAGUGGAUUGCAUUGUGAUGAGAGAUCCAGCAACGAAGCGUUCACGAGGCUUUGGAUUUGUCAGCUUUUCUAAGCAAUCCGAGGUUGAUGCUGCAAUGGCGGCUAGACCGCACGUAAUUGAUGGGAAAACAGUAGAUCCAAAACGGGCUGUACCGCGUGAUCAGUCAGCUCGUAGCGAAGCAAAUGUUUCCUCUAAACGACUGUAUGUUUCCGGUGUUCGUGAAGAGCAUACCGAACAAAUGUUUGAGGAUUAUUUUAGUCAGUUUGGCAAAGUACUGAAGGUAGAAAUUAUAGCUGACAAGAAUACUGGGAAACCAAGAGGAUUCGCUUUCAUCUCCUUCGAUGAUUACGAUCCGGUUGAUAAAUGUGUGUUGCAAAAAAGUCAUCAAAUUCAUAAUUAUCGUUGCGAUGUCAAGAAAGCUUUAAGCAAAGAAGAAAUGGCAAAGGCUCAGCAACUAGAUCGAGAACGCACGGAGAGAAUGGGACGAUCACGAGGUACAAUGAGACCUGAUCGUUAUGGUGGCGGACCGGGAGGCUAUGGUGGAGCAUGGGGUGGACCCGGUGGUCCUCCUAGUGGUCAGUGGGGACCACCUUCUGGAGGUGGUGGCGGUUAUGGCGGAGGCUACGGAGGUUAUGGUACUUCAGCUGGAGGAUGGGGUCCAAGUGGAGAUGCUCCAGGUAGCUGGGGUACUGCAGCUCAAGGUGCUUGGAACGGUUCACAGUCUGCAUCCUCAGGUUGGAACGGCAGCGGCAGUGGAGGACAGGGUGGUUGGCAGGGAAGUGGUGGUAAUGGGCAACAGUGGGGCGGAUCUUCUGGAAAUUCAGGUCACGCUGGUUGGGGUGGUCGCUCAUACUGA
Messenger RNA from Brugia malayi, 984 nucleotides. RefSeq lists its product as uncharacterized. The record is from RefSeq and is a predicted model, not a curated record. NCBI's taxonomy places the organism in Eukaryota, Metazoa, Nematoda, Chromadorea, Rhabditida, Onchocercidae. Gene Ontology annotation, molecular function: RNA binding. Bases 1 to 984 code for a protein of 327 amino acids. The transcript has 8 exons.